Ctenocephalides felis (cat flea) is the source of this 1241-nucleotide messenger RNA. RefSeq names its product CD63 antigen. Gene Ontology annotation, cellular component: membrane. The record is from RefSeq and is a predicted model, not a curated record. The coding region runs from base 106 to 1011 and encodes 301 amino acids. The transcript is spliced from 5 exons. Lineage: Eukaryota; Metazoa; Arthropoda; Insecta; Siphonaptera; Pulicidae.
AGACAUUCAUUUCAAUAUUCGGCACUAAACCGAAGUGGUCAAAUCUGUUUCUAUUUUAUAUGUAGAAGAAUCGUUUUAUCAGUGGACAACUUUUAGUGAAGUGUAAUGUCUUUUCGUGAAACAAUAAAAAACAAUUUCAACAAAAUCAAGUCUGUCGAAAUGCCGGCCUGUUCUGAAAAUAUCGGGAUGCGGUGCAUCAAAAUAAUGCUGUUGAUGGUUAACAUCUUGUUUCUGGUCCUCGGUGUCGCUCUGAUAUCGGUAGGAACCACGAUCCAUGCCGUGUUCAACGAUGUCCAGAUUCUGCUGGGAGCGCAAUGGUGUUCGCCCGCGUUGGCUCUCACCAUUCUCGGAGUAUUCGUGCUCGCCGUGACUGCUUUUGGUUGUGUUGGGGCAUUCAAGAAUAGCACCUGCAUGAUAAAUACUUUUGGAUUUCUACUUCUGAUUUUAUUCUUGCUGGAAGUGAUCGUUGCAGUUUCUAGUUUUGCAAUGAGCGGAUCAAUUCAUGGAGUCAUUUUAAGACAAGUCAAGUCAGCUUUCUACAAAUAUGAAGAUGGUACCAUAGAACAACGCGAACGUGUCGAUUUUUUGCAACAGGAGUUGGGCUGCUGCGGUAUCAAUUCAUAUAAGGACUGGAAAGAUUUGUCAAAAAAUCACACAUUGCCAGACUCAUGCUGCAGUUACUAUGAUGAUUAUUACAAUGGUUAUAAUAACAAUAAUGAGAACAAAGAACCACGAUGUGUUCCAUACCACAUGGGAUGUGCUCGAAAACUUUAUUACGUUAUCAAUACUUGCGCUAUCGUCUUGGCCUCUGGAACAAUAGCUAUUUGUAUUUUCCAAAUGCUUGGCAUAACAUUUGCCUUCCAACUGGCUAAAUCUAUCCGCCAGGCCAAAACGCGAGAAGAUAUGGAGCGAUGGCAAAUUCUUCACCAAGAGCAUGAGCCGCUGCCGCAAACUCCUUUCGACCAGGAACGAAUCGAGUCUAGAGACAACGAAAAUAAAACUGAUCAAUAAAUCUUGUGGUUAUAUUUGAUCAUUUUUGUUUUUCGUGUGUGUUUAGAGUACCCAACUGUUGUUUGAAGUUAUUUGAUUAUUACAUGCUUGUAAGAUUUUUUAGAUAAGUGAUAAAGUAAUUUAGUUUAUUUUUAUUGGAAGUUAGUUACUGAAAUACAUUUUGUUAUAAAGUAUUCAACCACACACAAAGAAGCAACAAUGAUUUUUAUAACUGCUGUAGUUUUUAAAUA